Messenger RNA from Metarhizium acridum CQMa 102, 1365 nucleotides. The record is from RefSeq and is a predicted model, not a curated record. Lineage: Eukaryota; Fungi; Ascomycota; Sordariomycetes; Hypocreales; Clavicipitaceae.
AUGUCAAACAGUCGCUGCGGCAAUAUGGCUGCGAUUACCCAAUCGAAGUGGUGUGAAGAACCAGAUAUACUCACUUUAUUUAAAUGCCCACGCAUCACCCCGAUAGCCAGCAACCAGCCCCAGCAACCUGUCCAUCCUCACCGCCGACGCAAGCCACGCAGCCCAAUACAGCAGCCGAACCUGCCACGCCGUCCACCGCACGCCGUCAAAGAACCCCUCGCCGUCCAUGCCCUGCUGUAUCUUGUCCGCGAGCGGCCUCAACGUGCGCUCAUACGCGUCCAGCGCCGUCCUCACGCCCUCGCCCUGGGACGAAGCACCAUCUACACCCUCGGCGAGACCCUCGCUCCCCCGCCCGACGUGUCGUCCAAUCUCGCCCGCAAGCACAUAGGCCCCAAUCAUGGCCGCCGACGUCCCCAGCCCGCUCGCAGACGAGCUGUAGCCCGCGUCGCCCACGAGCGUGACCCGGCCGCGCGACCACGUCUCCAACUUGACCAGCCCCUGCGACUCGCAGUAGAAGUCGUCGCUCUCAAGCAUCGCAUCCAGCAGCUCGUCCGUCCGCCAUCCCGCGCCGCGGAACUCGUCCUCAAACGCCCUCUUCUCGCCCUGCACGUCCCCCCUCUCCACGAGCCCCAGACGCUCCGAGACGUGCUUGCUGCUCAGAUACACCUGCAGCUGGUGCGCGUUGCUCCUCCUCGUGAGCACGAACCUGCCCCCGGGGGCAACAUACGCCGUCGCAACAUACGCCGCCGCCUCGCCCUCCCCAACCGGCUUCGGUAUCCGCAGGUACGCAAUAUUCUCGCCCAGAGCGCGGAAACACCUCUCCUCCGCGUCAAACAUCAUCCUCCGCGUGCGGGAGCGCAAGCCAUCCGCACCGACGACGAGGUCGAACUCGCCCACGCUUCCAUCCGCAAGCCGCACCUCGACGCCUGCCGCGCCCUCGGCGUCCUCGUAGCUAUCAAUCCACGUGCCAAAGACGUACUUGACCCUGUCCCUCGUAGCGUCGUACAUGAUGCGACACAGGUCGCCGCGCAUGAUUUCGUAUUCCGAAGUGAAGCUCUGCGACCCCUUGCCCGAGGUAUUCGCCCCGAAAAACGCCCACCGCGCGCCGUGCGCGUCGACAACCUCGACGCCCUGCUCCGGCGUGCAGUUGGCCCGGAACUCGGCCUCGAGCCCAAUGCGCUUCAUGACGGCGAUGCCGUGCCCGCGCAGGUCCAGCUGGAGCCCGUUUACGCGGAGCCCCGGGAACCGCUCGACCACGGUGACGGCGUGGCCCAGCUUGGAGAGCCAGAACGCGAGCGCUAUGCCCGCGAUGCCCGCGCCGCUGAUGAGGAUCCUGAGCCGGCCCAUGGUCUGCUGGGCCUCUAG